ACGACCUGGGGCGCGGGGACAACUCAGAACCGGUAUGAACUGCAAAAGUAUCGUACUAGUAUCAGAAUCAGUCGCAUGCUGUUGACAAAUUUUCUCAGCAUGAGAAACGAAAUUUGUGAUGCGUGCUCACCUCAAGAAGGGAGGAGAGUUCUUGUAAUGCAUGACUACGAUUACUACGAGAACGAUACUUUUGCAGAGGAUAGCCGGGCGUCAACGGGAAAACGUCGAAGACCACCGGUAACGCUGGGGCGCGGAUUGGUUGCGGAGAAAUCAAGUAUGGUUGAAGUUCUUGUGCUAUCCUGUGCAAAUAAAGUUUCGUGCUCGUAGUAAUUCAUUGCAGUCAUGCAUUACACAUAUUUUUCCUAAGGUAAAUCCGCAUGACAAAUUUGAUUUCUCAUGCUGAGGAAAUAAUUUGCAAUGCAUUUAUACGAGUACGAUAGGAUUUUGCAAUGCAUAUGUCCUGGAGAGUGUCUUGAUAAAAACCAGCACAUGCGUACUAUCGAUAAUAUCGUCGUUGAAGAUCAGCCACGCAGUAAAUCAUAACGGGAGACGCUGUAGUAGCUUUGUCUUUGUGUUAACACUCACACUAAGAAGAGCUGCCUUCAACAUGAUAGACGUAGAAGUUGUAUCCGAAAGAACAAGAAGCUACAACGUCACAGUUUACGGUAGAAGAAGCCGUCGCGACGGCGAACAGAUCAGCAUAACAAUGAUCUUCACAGCAUCAAUAAGGCUGGUGCGCGAAGGUCUUGUAUUUGUAACAUGUGCUCCCCGGGACCACAGAAAGUCCAAGGCCAAGGGUAGGUGUAGUCUACUGGUGCUCUCAUCUCUUCAGAAAAAGAUGUUGUCGCGGCGGAGUGGUGAGAUCAUGAAUGAUGGUACUAAGCGUAUUAUCCUGCAAACGGAAGUUGAUGUCGCUCGUAGUACAGGGCGAAAAUUGGCUCCAGCCUGCAGUCGCUUGUGGAUGCCAUAUACUAGAAAUACUACAUUGAAUUUGAAAAUUGAGGCAUCUCUACCAACCGCGUCGCCAACUGUGCUCUGUGUAGACCCGAGCCAGCAUCAUGCCUGUAGUUCAACAGUUCUUGACAACCAACAUGCGACGACUAGAAAUAAUGCAAAAAUAAACUGCUACAACGCCGCGGCCAGCACAAGAAAAAUCUUCUACGGUGCGGACGUCCUAGUCCAACAGCACAACGUCAACGCGAUUUGUAACGACCUCGUGAAUAACAAUAACUACGUCGAUCAGUAG
Molecule: messenger RNA, 1246 nt
Organism: Amoebophrya sp. A120
Lineage: Eukaryota; Dinophyceae; Syndiniales; Amoebophryaceae
Source: the annotation of a GenBank genome assembly